GCGCCGAAGCUUAUUUGUUUGAUGGGUGGGAAAGUCGUGAGUUUGUUCGACGGAAAUGGCGGGAAAGGCGCCGCUCGGCGGGGAGCCUGGGACGACUGAGAUGGAAACGGGUGCCCGACCGAAACAGAGAGGGGGAAGAAUUGUGCCUUCUCGUUACCUGCAGUAUGAUAAAAAAACAAGUGGAAAGGGCACCUCAAGCACCAGCUUCUCCAUUGGAAAAGGUCUAGGAAAUGUUGGAUCUCCAAAGAGACCUGUUCAGCUUCAAAAAUUCAAGACUUCAAUAGAAAGUACACCUAGUAUAUUACAUUCAACCUUUCUGGAUAGCCAUGAGAGUACUCGACCUGAAUUGGAGGUUUCAGCUAUUAAUGAAAAAAGCCGCUAUAAAACACCAGUUUCAAAGCUCCAUAUAAAAGGCACUUCCAAAAAAAAGCUGGUCUUGACAUCCUCUGAUUCAGAUGAUCUGAUUGGGAUGCUGGACUCUCAGAUGCUGCUGUUAACUUAUGCCUCCAUAAAGAUGGAGAAGAACCUUGUCCAUCUGGAGGGGAAAGCUGAAAGAAACUUGUUAAUGCUCUGUGAGGAAGCGGGGAAACUACAGAAGAAUGUACAUGAAAAGAAGCUUAAACUGCAGCAUCUGAAGAAAGAGACGGAGCUCUUUGAAGCAUUAGAGAAACAGCUUGAAAUACUUGAACCUGUUUCUGAACAAUGUCCACAGUUUAGGGAGGACUAUAAGCACUUUGCCACUGCCCUGGACACAACUAGGCAUGAACUGCCCAUGAAGGACAUCUACACAGAAGAAGACAUGGGACAAUAUCUAGCUGAGUUGCAGAAAAGCUUGGUUAUGGCUCAGAAUGUUUUGAAUGAAGCUCUGCUACAAAACUUUGAAGAAAAUGCCAAAGCGCUGAAUGUCAUGAAGGAACUAGAGGAAGUGUCUUUGAAGCUGGAUGCAGAGCUGCCAAGGACCUUUGCACAUAUUGUGGAUUUGUCUGCUGAUGUGAGCAAGGAGGCCUCACUCCAUUAUCAGAAAAUGUGUGAAGACACCCUGGGUCUGGAGACCAUGAAGCAAUUGUACUUUAGUUAGAUCCAAUCUUUAGCUCUUGGUGUCACUGAAACAGGAAGCUGGUCCUUCUGUACUUUCAUUGAAAGAUUGAAAUAGGUCACACCACUUGGAGUAACAUUUUCUACUCAUUUGUUACAAUUGCUUGAGAGAGGAGGAGAUUUUAAGGAAAACCCUAAUUGUUUGACAUGAACAAUUGGAAAGGUGCACAGAAAAAAAGGAGGGACAAAAUGUGCUUUCUUUCCCUCAUCCUUCUUGGUGCCAUUUGACCUAAUGGAAACAAGGAUGUAUUUGCACUUUGAGAUUCUUUCACUUUUGUAUUAAAACAAUUUUCUCACUGCAAA
Protobothrops mucrosquamatus (brown spotted pit viper) is the source of this 1398-nucleotide messenger RNA. RefSeq names its product HAUS augmin like complex subunit 8 (gene HAUS8). Gene Ontology annotation, cellular component: centrosome; nuclear microtubule; cytoplasm. Gene Ontology annotation, molecular function: microtubule binding. The record is from RefSeq and is a predicted model, not a curated record. Gene Ontology annotation, biological process: centrosome cycle; spindle assembly. Lineage: Eukaryota; Metazoa; Chordata; Lepidosauria; Squamata; Viperidae. The transcript has 11 exons. Bases 56 to 1078 code for a protein of 340 amino acids.